Elgaria multicarinata webbii is the source of this 1025-nucleotide messenger RNA. RefSeq names its product radial spoke head 14 homolog (gene RSPH14). Gene Ontology annotation, molecular function: protein binding. Bases 1 to 1023 code for a protein of 340 amino acids. The transcript is spliced from 6 exons. The record is from RefSeq and is a predicted model, not a curated record. Lineage: Eukaryota; Metazoa; Chordata; Lepidosauria; Squamata; Anguidae.
AUGGCGCACCCGCGGAUCUCCUCCCAGUUGCCCCCCGACAUCGACCCCACCAAAGCCCCGCUCGCCUUCGGCCGGAGGGCGCUCCCGAAGCUCAACGAGGAGCUGGAAGACCCCGAGCUGCUGACCCGGCAGCGGGCGCUGAUGGCGCUGUGCGACCAGGUGCACGACCCGGAGAACGCCUACGAAGCCAUCCGCCUGGGGUUUCUAGAUAAUUUGAAAAAGUUGCUUUUAGAUGAAGACAGCACAGUGCGGCGAAAAACAACAGAAGUCUUGUAUAUUAUGGCAACACACAACAUUGGCAGGACCAGUUUUAUAAAACAUGAAGUCAUCCCAGCUCUGGCACAGCUUUUGAAUGAUCCCGUUGACAUCUGUCGGUGGAACAUGCAUUAUUCACUGAAACUAGUGUCAGAAUUGCCUGCAGGGGCCGUGGGGAUCGUGGACAGCGGCCUGGUCCCCUCUCUGGUGUUCAAGCUGAAGACGGAGCUGGAGGAGAUCCAGGAGCUGGUCCUGGACACGCUGGUGGGCUGCCUGCGCGUGGAGGCCUUCGAGGCCUUGGCCACCGGCGCGGUCGCCAUCCUGAAGAAGAAGCUCAGCCACCCCUCCCUGGGCAUCCGCAGCAGGGCGGCCCAGGCCCUCAUGGCCAUCAGUGUCCCUCUGGAGGGGAAGAACACGCUCUUUGAAGAAGGCGUUUUCCCAGACCUCGUCCUCCUGCUGUAUGAUGAAGAUGCUGAGGUCCGAGCCAAUGCCGCCGGGGCCCUGAUGAAUGCAGCAGUGACCACACAAGGGAAAUACGCAGCUAUCAGUGCUGAUGCCAUUGACACUCUUCUGCCUCUGAUCAAUGACGACAAAAGCAAAGUCCGCCUGUACGCCAUUAAGGCGCUGACCAUGUUGGCGGAAGCGCCAGAAGGCCGCAAGGUGUUGCUCUUCCAUGUGCCAGCCUUCCAGGAGCGGCUGAAUGACUCCAGUGUGGCUGUGAAAAGAGCAGCCCAGAUUGCUGUGCAAGUCAUUGAGUGGAAACCUUAGAA